Molecule: messenger RNA, 1269 nt
Organism: Spirometra erinaceieuropaei
Lineage: Eukaryota; Metazoa; Platyhelminthes; Cestoda; Diphyllobothriidea; Diphyllobothriidae
Source: the annotation of a GenBank genome assembly
AUGUCUUCUUACUUUGCCCUAACAGCAUUUCAUCCGAACUUGGACAGCUACGUAUUCUGUCAAGUCAAUACGCGAGUUGAUGGCAUCGAAGUGGCUGAUAACGCAUCCGGCGAACGGAUGUGAGUCUAUUCCUGACCUUCAAGUUUAAAGUUCCCAACGGCUUUGCGUUCCUGUUAGAAUCGUUGUAUUGGGUGGGGCCGCGACAGGCAGGCAAGUAUCGUACGAGGCAAAAAGCGACCCUUUAUAGGGGAAAGGGGCCUGUAGAAAAAGGCUACCAUCGUUUCUUUAGUUAGUCGUUGAUCACAGAAUUUCGUGCUUUUCUAACACCCACACCAGUCAGCACAUGGUAUCCUUGAAAAGCGCUCCCCAAGAGAAGCCGAAGUACUUAUGUGGAUCAAUAUGCAAUUGAGAUCGCACAUGGUAGCUAUUUCUGGUUACGCUUGGUCAGCUUGCAUCGACCUAACACGCAGAGCGCAGUGUUUUUAUGCGAAAAUUAGAUUUCUUUCUUCCCAGCAACUCGCACAGUACGUUGGGAUUCGUAAAACCCUGGUUUCCUAGAUUUUGGCAGCAGUUUUUCUUACUUUGCUGUUGGCAACUGUCUGCUGUGGAUUUUGCAGAUUCUGUAAUUUCUAAUACUUAUUUCGUUUUUACUCGAAGUGCUCCUAGGUCUUAUAUGCCAUUAUUGACUAAAAUCCACUUCUUGUUGUCCAUACUGCAUGAAAACGCUGCAGAUCUUGUAACUUCUCAAGGCACGGAAAAUUUCACUCUUCAGUCUCGACACCAACUUAACUGAUGACUUCAGUAGUCAGUAUCACGCACGCUUUUAAAGAAUGUGCGUUUUAUCUAUCAGCUAACGCUCUUCGGCCUUUCGUGCCAUGCGUAAAGUCCGGUUGAGCGCGUGUCCGACUUCUACGUCUGCUGCAUAGUGGCAUAAUGUCACCGUCGGGAAUGCAUUAUCUGACUCGUUCCCCAUUGAGUCUUAUUUCACAGACCAGUAUGUCUUCGUUCCCCGUAACCUCUAGGGUUCUUCAUGCAACGAACCUGUACUUGCUAGAGGACAAGGAUACACACCAUUGAAGGGUCGUUCCACUUAAACCUCUGUAGCAUCGGAACUCACUUUUUCCGCAUACGUGUUUCCAUACCUGCAUCAUACCCUUGGUUUGUGUAAUUCUUUGCAGAGCGAUGACGCUGAUGCCGGGCGAGAUUCACCUUCUCCCCUACAGAUGUGUCCGAAGCCACAUUGAGGACAGGUCACUUUCCUUGCGCUAG